This is a messenger RNA of Botrytis fragariae, 1836 nucleotides long. RefSeq lists its product as uncharacterized. The record is from RefSeq and is a predicted model, not a curated record. The transcript has 2 exons. NCBI's taxonomy places the organism in Eukaryota, Fungi, Ascomycota, Leotiomycetes, Helotiales, Sclerotiniaceae. The coding region runs from base 1 to 1836 and encodes 611 amino acids.
AUGGCUGCCCAAAGAAGACAACAAUCUCAUCUUCCCUCUCCACCAGUCUCUCCCUCCCAACAAACACCACGGCCACUGCCUCUUCCUCUUCCAACAGAGAUGAAAAGAUACAAAACUUGGCAAUCAGCUCGCUCAAAUUCCAUGAAUGUCAAGACUGUGCCAGUCCCACCUCUAGCACGACGAUCAGCGACAGCUCCUGUGAUCGGUACCACCUCCGAUCAAUUCAUAGAUUAUGACCGGAACUCAUCACCCGAACCUGAAUUCGUGCCAACUUCCGCAGUGAAACCCGAAGUGCCAAGUCGGUACACUACGUCGUACUACCAUAUUCUUGGACUGCCAGAGAUUCCUGAGGUUACCACUGAGGAAAUUGAAGAGGCUUUUCAAAAGCUCGUACAAAAUCCAUCUUCCCAUCCAUCGCACCACUAUGAUAAUCUGGAGCAGAUCCGUAAAACGCUCACUAGCUCCAUCAGACGACGUGCCUACGAUCAUGGUCGUCGUGCUCACUUACUACACCAAUCCCAGCUGAAAGAUCGGGAACUUUUUGAGAAAGUGCGCAACGACUCUGAUAAGCUUUCAAAAGAUCGGGAGCGCUUUGAAAAAAUGCGCAAAGACUGUGACAAGCUUUCAAAGGCUCAAAAGACUGCCGCUCAGGAGAUUAAAGCCUUCACCGAUGACAUGAGAAUGAAAAGUCUAGAGAGCGAAUUGAAGAUGGUGAAAAAAGAGGUGGCGGCAACUUUUAAAAGAAAAGUCAAAAACAUGGGACUAAGCAUGAGUUUGGAUGGAUUGGACGAGGAAGAGGGAGUGCCUUGGGAGGAAAUGGAUUUUGGUACCAGGAGUUCCCAAAUUGUGGGGGAAAGAAUGGGUCUUGAAUUUGAAUUCAAUGGGUCUGGUAGUGAGGAGGAUUCCGGGGAUGAACAUGGAUCCGAAGGCACAUUUUCAAACAGAGAUGAAGUAAGAAAAGAGCCUAGAAGAUCGGAAGAAUCUGAACAAAUCAAAAGGCUUGAGGAAUUUGAAGAAUUGUCUUCGUCUGCAAUGUCAGGACUAUUUUCAAAGAUAUCUUCUUCUGACCUUAAAAAGGCUCCGAUAGCUCCAGAGAUCUUUCCCAAAGAUGACCAAAGGAAAUUGGAUGUCAAGGAUGAAAAAUUAUCUGCGUCUAAAGAGGUAGGAUCAUUUCGACAGGCGGAUUCCUCAGAUCUCAAAACGAUUUCGCCCCCUACAGAAAUAAUCUCGAAGAGCGACAACGAGACAUCAGAAGUCAAGGAAGUCGAUGAGAAGAUCCUAAACACCCCAAAAGCGACCCCAAAAAUAAUCCUCACAUCCGAAUCCGGCAAGAAACCUGUGGAACCCAAAAACGAAACACAGGACACUCCAGAUACCCCCAAGCCCCCCACAAUCACAACCCAAACAACAUCCCCACCAUCUAUCGACACCGAUCUCCCCGACAUUCUCAACAUCAUCGAAUGUCUCUACCCAGCAGCAAAAACGAAAAAGAAAAAGGAAAAUGAUUCCUACAAAGAAAUCUGGGAAUUCGACUACAACUCCGAUUCCGAGUCCGAUUCCGAUACUGAGUCUCCACCAGAACAACCUCAGAACCUUCCCUGCUCAUCUCCAUCUCAAACCCAAACCCCCACAAUCCACGAACUCCCCGGCUCCGAAAUCUGGGAGCUCGACUACCCAAAUCACAACUCCAAUACCAACCCCGCCGACGAAGAAGAUGAUGAAGAAGCACACGAAACCAUAAUUCUCUUCCUCCAAUUCGUCAUCGUUUUCUCUCUCGCGACCGCUGCGUGGGGUUGGUUUGGCGGGGGGUGGGUUUUGAAUUUAGUUUUGGCUUGA